Molecule: messenger RNA, 2479 nt
Organism: Durusdinium trenchii
Lineage: Eukaryota; Dinophyceae; Suessiales; Symbiodiniaceae
Source: the annotation of a GenBank genome assembly
GAAAAGGCAGGUACGUGAGUCAGGCGUCCCUGACUCAUAUCACAGGAAAUCCAUGGUGUCUUCGUUGGAUGCCGACCAUGGAAAUCCCCGGCAUCCCCCUGCGAUAAAACAAAAAAAUAAAUGCAAAAGCAUCCCUAUGACUCCAAGGGUUACACACACACACACAGAGCAGACAUUUGGGCGCGUUUCAUUCACAAUGAAGCUUCGACAGAUUUGUUCUUGAUAUGCAUAUAAGAUUCUUGUGAGGAUUAGUCUUUGCAGGUCUAGACUCUAGGCUCAUUGUGUUUCGGUAUGUAACAAGUAUCCUUUCAGAGUCUUUGCUUUUGGGUUGUGGGUGGCCCCAGCAAAACACAAAAUAUUGAACAUUGAAGAAGUACAGUUCCAUAGCAGUGUGAAACCAGAAGAACGCGACCCCCACAGCGUCCCUUUGUGUUUAAAAUGGAAGUCCAUCCAGUUCCAAGAGCUUUGGAGUCCCAAGUAUGCAAUACUUAGGACAAUGCGAUUCAAACAUGUAGCUACUCUUGUUGUUCUUUGCUGAAUGUGGUCUUUUGCUGACCUCCUAUUGCAUCCUCAAGCUACAUCUGCGUAAUCCACGACUGGGAUGGCAAUUCGCUGUCUCAAGUUUACAUUUAACCUCUUGACUCGAGACUCGGCAGGCUUUCGUUUAGGGUUUGGUGGGUUUGGUUGGCAUUGGUUUGUGUAGCGUUUGGUGUUUGGUUUUCUUAGUUUUGGUUUGUUUAGCGGGAUUUAGUUUUGGAUGUUUUUUGGCAUUUGGCUUUCGGUGUUCGCGGCACCUCCUGCCUCCACCUUGCGCCUUCCUCGAGGUCCCUUUUUGGGAUUUGGUUUUCGGUUUUCCCGCCUCCGCCUUGCAUGCGCUCUCCUCUUUCGGAUGCCCGAUGUUGUUUUUCAUCAGUUGCUUUUUGAUGGUGGUUAUUUUUCCGACCUGCAUGUUGUUUUUCAACAUGUGGCUGCGUCAAACCACAGUUUCUUGAUUCAGGAUUCGGCUUUUGUUCCGGGCACCUUUCCGCCUUCCUUUCAGGGUUCUGCUUUCGGUUCUCGUUGAUCUCGGAGCAGGUCUCCUUGUGUGGGCGUCUCCAAAUCUAGCAAACUAUCAAAUCAAUCAAACAAAUCUCGUGAGCUCAAGAAACUACAAAUAUCAACAGCGUACCCAGGCGGAAAGGGAAAUGCCGUCACAGCAGCAGCGGCGGCAGCAGCAGCAGCCCUUGGGCUGAAAGUAAUCAAGCAAGCCACACUCAUACACAACUCGAUGGGAUUACCUCAUACCAUUACUGAAAUCGUCAUAUUGGAAGCGCAUUCGAGGCCACGUUGUGAUGAAAGCAGCAAAUGCUCACACUGUCACCCAUCAGUGCCACGCAAUCGGAUGUUGGAGAGAAAGUCCAAAGACCCGAGUGUGUAAGCUUGUGUCAAAUACCGCGAAACACGGUCACCUGCGCAGUCCUCCAGUAGUUGUGGUUUGGCGGUGGAUAUUGUGCUGCCUCGAGGCAUGCACCUUUUUGCAGAGAUGAAACACCUUCUAGAACCAUCAGUUUUGAAGCGACUCCGCCAUCAACACACAGGUGCUUGAUUUGACAUGUGACUACCGAAUGUAAGCGCGACGAAAAUUGAUGUUCAGAACUGCAAAAAAUCGGGGCACCCAGGGACCUACAUCUCGCACAUCGCCAAGAACACUUUGAGCCUUGUCGCCACCUGAGGGUUGUUGGGUCUCGGCUGGCUCAGGCUGAGUCUGACCACCGUCAAAGAGACUGGCACGGUGUUGCUCCGGAUUCUGGCAGCUCUCCUGGCUAAAGCGUUGGCAAGCGGCUGGUGAAGGUUCAAACAAAACAACUGGUUUUUGGAGAGUGUCCACGUGCGCAUUCACUCUGAGUGCUCGUUCUUUGGGCGUGGCUGGUCACUUGGGCCCGUUUGGGCCUCCAGAUUCUGACUCCAGACAACUGUGGUUGAGCAUCACCCGACACAAGUAAAAACACGACCGAACGGAAAGACGAGGUUCCUGCAUCAUAGACAACAUCAUGUUUCAGCAUAGGUCGUUUUCUAUGAUCCAACAUGAUCAGAGAAUAAAUAUGGCUAACAUUUCUACACCUGGUUGAAGCAUGGAACAUUGGUGUUUUCCGGCACUCAUUCCUCUCUCCAAAAUAUAAUCACCAGCAUGGACUUCAGUGCCAGUUCGUGACAGUCUCCUUCGUGCUGAUGGUUUACACUGAUGACCUGUGGCCAGGCUAAUCAAAUCAUCCAUGUUGAAGGUUGAAAAGACCGCCAAAAUAGAUGUACAAAUUUUGUUAUAGCAAUUCGUCACAGGAUUUCUAGUUCAGAAAGUUCCGAGAUAGGGAAAGUUGCACGAGAGAGCUCCGCAUGCUCGGACACACUUGUGAAUGAGCGAUGCGAGCGCAGAUUGGGGAUAUUAUUUCUUCAGGGAACGGACACUGGCGAGUUGAAAAUUUGCGCACAAGUCUUGUAGAAA